Lentinula edodes (shiitake mushroom) is the source of this 1032-nucleotide messenger RNA. RefSeq lists its product as uncharacterized. NCBI's taxonomy places the organism in Eukaryota, Fungi, Basidiomycota, Agaricomycetes, Agaricales, Omphalotaceae. The record is from RefSeq and is a predicted model, not a curated record. The transcript is spliced from 2 exons. The coding region runs from base 1 to 1032 and encodes 343 amino acids.
AUGCCCUUCCGCGAAUUUGCCAGGUUGAAGCUUGUGGCAAGCGUGAAUUCGGAAGGCAACACUACGAUGAAAUUCGAGCCUCUACCGGCACCCUUGGUCGAAGAUAACGUCGGAUCCAAUGUGCUCUUCCACUUCCAAAGUAGUUUCUGUAACGGAAUUAACACAUUAACCGUUUACGUCAGCCCUGUAGGCCCGACGCCUACCUCUACGAAUGAUGAUCGCUCGGGGGAGCCAUUGACUUCCUUACCAGGAUCAGAAUUUCUGGAGACACCGGACUCUUCAUUCAAGCAAUGGGCAGGAGAGAUGUCGAGCUUGAACCCCUUGUUUCCCCAGUUCCAAACAUCUUCACUUCAACGAGACUCACCAGAUGUGUCUCAUGCUCCUCCCAACUUAAUAUCCCAUCCUGAAAUAAAUAAGUGCUAUAGUCCGUUUCUCCAGGACUACGGAGACAGCGUUGACGCGUUGAGGAAUAAUUUACAAUAUUGGACAGACCCUACCAUUUUUGCCAUGCCGUUCCCCAAUUAUCCGAGCUCGAUGUCCUCACUUCCAACCUCUCCGAGUGGCACUACUUCUCCGGCUUCUAAUUUUUCGGAAUCAUCUACAGAUGAUCUAGCCAGUGUUUCUUCGCCAGAAGCUGUUCAUCAAUGUUCCCCCCAUCAUCUCUCCGACUCGGAGGUACCCAGACAAACGACAUCGUCUUCAUCACUAGCACCGCGACAUCGACCUCAUUCCAGAUCACGACGGUCGGGUUCUUAUCCCGACCACUUGAGUCGUGGAGUUCCCUCAAAAUCAUCCUUUCCUUGUACUUUCGAACCAUGUCCAGAAGUGUUUUCGCGGAAACACGAUCGUAUGCGUCACGAAGUCGCACAACACGGUUUGAAAUGCCAAUGGGUUUGCAAUAGAUGUCGAAAAUUCUUUGCCUCUGAAAAAACCCUGGCAAAACAUAGAUGUAGCGUAAACAGCGACGUACGCUGGACCACUCCGGCUCAAUCCAAUUCAGGUCAAGACGGAGUUGGCACUGUCCCGAUCUAG